AUGUGGGGACCGCCGCUUGCUGGUCGGGUGCAUGUUGAUAUCAAGGUGGCCAAGUUUGACAUCAACUUUGGUGCGGAUAAGGGAGAUGAGAAGGAAGCUAAUAUCGAGGAAUUCUACCAUGUGGUUCUGCAGGCAAGCAGUCAACAGGCAAAGAGCCGCACGGUAGAGGAGGAACCCGCCCUGAUAGCUGAGGGCGAAGAAGACAUUUUGCCAGGAGACUCCAACCAAGGACACACAUUCCUUGCCACUUCAGGACCUCUGAACAACAGUUCUUCUACUGAUCGAGUCCAGAAUGCUGAUUGGGUCGUUCGCGGAAGAUCUUUCUCAUUCGUCGUCGGAUAUGAUGAGAGUCAGGAACCUACCAAGAGCAGUCAAGAUAACAAUAUCGACGAUUUGAUCGACAAUAACUCCGGUAGCUUGAAGCUUAUGAUGGAUCUUCUCAUGCAAGGGCCGCCAGCUAUCAUGUCUGGGGAUACUCUCGAAGCUUUCAACAUCUUGGCGUCAGGUGAGAGAGUCCUUAAAACGAAGAAGCCUUUUCCAGAGACGGAGUCACCCGAGGAUGCCUGGAACCCCAGCAAACCAAAGGAUGGUGCCGAACAGUGGAAUGAUGUGCAUAACAAGUGGUCUUCGCCAGAGUGGAAUGAGGGUCGUGAUGACGUGCAACAGACUUUUGUCGAUUCUUGGUCUGAGAUUUUUGGGUGGGGAAAGGCAUUGUCGGGAUUGGCUAAGCUCCCUAAGCUUCUGGGAGAGAGGUUCGAUGAUGAUGAUUUGUGUGUCGAGGCCCUACUGAUCACCGUCUAG
Fusarium odoratissimum NRRL 54006 is the source of this 801-nucleotide messenger RNA. RefSeq lists its product as uncharacterized. The record is from RefSeq and is a predicted model, not a curated record. NCBI's taxonomy places the organism in Eukaryota, Fungi, Ascomycota, Sordariomycetes, Hypocreales, Nectriaceae. The coding region runs from base 1 to 801 and encodes 266 amino acids. The transcript has 2 exons.